AUGGGGAGGACUGGCAGGGAGCAAUCUGCUCAACUGGGGCCACCACUAGAUGUCCAGCUUCACUCAAUCAACUGUACUGCCAUUGGUGCUCGUUGGAAGAUGCCUAAGCAACAUGCACAUGUGAUUAUUGGAUACACAGUGUUCUUCUCUGAGGAGACAACGAACAAGCCGAUGCAGUACUUGUCACACGAUAUACCACUCCAUUAUGAUGUCACCAACUUGGAGGCUGUUAUUGGUGGUUUAAAACCAGGAACUCAAUAUCGUGUUCACGUGGGAGCCUAUGACUCGGAAACCAAAGGACAAACCAGUGUACCUAAAAGUAUAACAACUUUAUCAAAAGAUAGAUGCAUGCCCCCAGCACCUCCUGAACAACCUCAGGUUGUUGCAGUUUCAGAUUCAGAAGUGGCGCUGUCAUGGAAACGAGGAAGCAGUGAAGGAAGCUCCCCAAUCAAAUAUUAUGUGAUGGAAUACAUCAGGCCUGUGUUCGACAGUAGCUGGACAGUGAUUAAGGAGCAGAUCCUAAUGGACACCAUGAUUAUAAAAGGACUCGAUUCAGAUACUUCGUACCAGUUCAGAGUGCGGGCAGCUAAUGAGCAUGGCCUUAGUCCUCACAGCAGCAUCAGCAAACCAGUAAGAACAAUGAGAACUGAGGAACUUGGAAGUGGGCACUACGAGCAUGCAUAUGUCACAGAUACCAAAAGUGGGGAUGAUGAUGGAAUUGAUAUUGAUGAUUCUGACUAUGAUAUCUACAUUGAAGAGUUCAGACCCCUCCCUGCACUUAAAGGUGAAAACAAGAAGUACCUCGUUGAAACCAAGAUAAUUCCAACAUCUGUCCCAGAGAUGCCAAAGAAGGCACUGACAGGAUUUGUGACUACAACCUCAACAACAACAAUCACUCCUACUACCACCACCACUAAAAAGACAAGUACUACGCGAGCACACUUUGACUUCUCCUGUGAGGAAACAGCCUGCCCUGCCGAUAGCUUCUGCAUCAUUGAUUAUGAUCAUGGAGGUGCCCGCUGCCACUGUAGCCUUGGCAAAGGAGGAGCACAGUGUAGUGAAGGUAAUAAAGCAUUUUACUUAAAUCCUGUGUUUCACUAG
Protopterus annectens (West African lungfish) is the source of this 1101-nucleotide messenger RNA. RefSeq names its product pikachurin-like. Gene Ontology annotation, molecular function: protein binding. The transcript is spliced from 8 exons. The record is from RefSeq and is a predicted model, not a curated record. Bases 1 to 1101 code for a protein of 366 amino acids. NCBI's taxonomy places the organism in Eukaryota, Metazoa, Chordata, Ceratodontiformes, Protopteridae.